AUCAGCAGGGAAAGAGGGGGAGAAAAAAAAAAAAAAAAAAGAAGAGCUAUGCGCAUUGCGCACCCAUCCCGUUGUCUCAUAUCUCUCAAUCACAACAUUGUCCAUUUCUCAUCUUGUUAUUCAAGAAACAGAUUGCUCUCGCUGAAACCUCUUCUUUUACCACAAAAACCACAAACCCUAACACGAUCUCAAAGAACAAGAAUGGCUGCUGAUAUUUCUACUCCUGCGAUCUCAGCAGCAGCAGAAGAGGACGCGAAAUUUGGAUUCACAAGACCUGAAAUGUACAAGAGCAACCUUGCAGGCACUGUUGAUCAGUACGACCGACAUGUGUUUCUUUGUUUCAAGAACCCUGACGCGUGGCUUCCACGCGUCGAAGAGUCUCAAACCGAUCCUCUACCUAAGCUCUUCUCAUCCGCUGUUAAAGCUCGAAAAAAUGAUAUCACCAUUAAGACAAAGGUAACAAUAAGCGAAGGAGGUGAAGGGACUGACUUUGAGAAUGGUGAUGUUUUGAUUUUUCCUGAUAUGAUUAAAUACAAGUGUUUGAAAGAGACGGACGUUGAUGGUUUCGUUGAAGAUGUGCUUGUGAAUGGAAAACCAUGGGCAUCCGGAGUGCAAGAGGUGCUCACUGGGUCACAUGUAUUUGUGUGUGCUCAUGGUAGCCGCGACAAGAGAUGUGGGGUUUGCGGUCCUAUCCUUAUUGAAAAACUCAAGGAGGGUAUCCAAUCUCGAGGCCUCAGUGAUCAGAUUUUUGUUAGUGCCUGCUCUCAUGUCGGUGGGCACAAGUAUGCUGGAAAUUUGAUCAUCUACAGUCCGGACUCUGAGGGUAAAACUAUGGGUCAUUGGUAUGGCUAUGUUACUCCGGACGACGUGCCUGAAAUUUUGGAUCAACAUAUUGGGAAAGGAGUCGUCAUAGAAAGGAUUUGGAGGGGAAAAAUGGGAGAAGUAAUUGAAGAGGGUGAAAAGGUGGUUGAGGAGAAGCUUCCAAACGGAAAAGAUGUGAAGGAAAGCAAGAAGCAUGAUGAAAGCAGCACUAAUGUCAAUAAAGAGAAUGUGGGUGGCUGCUGCCAAGGUUCCAAUGGCUUUUCAUGCUGCAGAGAUGGAAAUUUGGGUGCAAAUGAAGAAAAGAAAGCGAAGGAAAUCGGUGAAGUUCGGGGAAAGAAGAGGCUAGGUAGUUUGUCAAGCUGGAUAUCAUCGUUGGAGCAAAGUGAUGUUCUUGCAGCUGUUGCUGUGAUUGGGGCAGUUGCAACCAUUGCAGUGGCCUACAGCUUAUAUAAAAGGACAGGACAGCAAAGCAGAACUUCGAUGCUGAGAACAGAAGUUGAAAAUGAAAGAGACUGAAAUGCUUUGUAAUUUAAGACAAAAGGUGAGAAUGCAUGUACGUUUGUAUUUUGCCUGUAUGCGAGUGCAGAUGGUUAAUAUUCAGAAUGGGUUCUUAUUGA
This is a messenger RNA of Ricinus communis (castor bean), 1439 nucleotides long. RefSeq lists its product as uncharacterized. The coding region runs from base 49 to 1338 and encodes 429 amino acids. Lineage: Eukaryota; Viridiplantae; Streptophyta; Magnoliopsida; Malpighiales; Euphorbiaceae. The transcript has 6 exons. The record is from RefSeq and is a predicted model, not a curated record.